AUGGUUAGUUAUUUGCGGUCGGAAUUUGAUCCAGUUCCAGUGGCAGAUGAACCAUUUCAUUUGGAGUAUCUGAGGAUCAUCAAGAAACAUGCUGACCGAGGAUUGACCGCGUUUGUCAGUUUUUUUCGGCAAUUUUAAUGUUUCAUUUUCUUUCUCGCAAAAUUUGGGCUUUUAUUCUCUAGAUUUCCGCGGAAACAGGGGAACGAAAGACAUACAAAGACCUUCUACUUGCUUCAUACUGCGUCAACGUAUACUUGAAAAAGAUUGGAUUUGGUAAUAAGGAUGUUGUCGGCGCAGUUUUACAAAACUGUUGGCAGUUCGCGCCCAUUUUUCUUGGAGUUGUAUCUCGAGGUGGUUGCCUUAGCGGCGCCAGCCCUCUUUUCACGGAAGGUCAGGGAGUAAACAACCAUCAGAUUAUUAAUAUUUCGGAUUUUAGCCGAACUGAGCCAACAAUUCAACGAUGCCAAGUGCCGAGUCAUUUUUUGCAUGGAAUACUCACUUGAACUGGCAUUGAAAGCAAGGAAUGACUGCCCGCUCAUCAAAGUAACUAAACAUUCAAUCCGUUUACAACAGCUAUUUAGCAUAUCGUGGUUGUCGACGCGACAAACUCGAAGAAAUUACCUCCGAAUGUAGUAACUUUCGAUUACAUUCUCUUACUGAACCCUCUAACUCACGAGCUUCAUACCAAGGUCGAUGUCGAGAAGGACAUGAUCCUCCUCCCAUAUUCCAGUGGUACUACAGGAGUUCCAAAAGGCGUCAUGUUGACUCACAAGAACUUCGGAACACUAGUACGCUCUGUCAGCAAGUAAGUCCUGUCUCCAAGAACCCAUCCCACGAGAAGUCCCCCAAUAUUUAACCUUUCCGGAACAAACUCAAUUUCAGAGUCUUAGAUGAAGAGCUAUUGAAGAAAAUGGAUCCAAAAUGGGAUUGGAACAAAGAGUAUUUAGUAUCUCCUCUUCCACUAUACCACAUGUAUGGGUUCGGCUUUCUCUGGAUCAAUAUUUUGAACGGAGCACAGACGGUUAUCCUCAAGAAAUACAACCCCGAAAUCUUCUUCAGAGUCAUCCAAGAAUACAAAGUACGGUUUGUGGCCAUAGUCCCGCCUAUUCUAGUAUUCAUGGCCAAUUCCGAGAUCAUGAACAAUUAUGAUAUCAGUUCAUUAGAGUAUAUUACAUCAAGUGCAGCGCCCGUUGGACUAGAGCUCAUAACUGCGUUGAAGAAAAGAUUCCCGACUAUCAAGCAGAUAUCUCAAGGUAAGGAGAGAACAACACUCAAGUUUUUCUAAUUACAGCAUACGGAAUGACCGAGAUGAGCAUGUCAUCACACAUACCUGUGUUUGGACGGGACAAUAUUGCCGCUUCUGGCCGACUAGCACCAAAUUACGAGAUGAAGAUAAUUGAUCGAGAUACCCACGAAACCGUUCCUCUAGGGACAGUCGGCGAGAUUCUAAUUCGCUCUCCAACGGUCAUGUUGGGCUAUUUCAAUCGGCCAAAGGCAACGGCAGAGACCGUCGACAAGGAGGGAUGGCUUCAUACUGGGGACCUCGGAUAUCUCGAAAAAGAUGGCUGGAUGUAUGUUGUAGACAGAUGCAAAGAUUUGAUCAAGGUCAAAGGACUUCAAGUCGCUCCUGCUGAAUUGGAGGACAUCCUUCUUUCCCAUGACAACAUCAAAGAUUCAGCAGUCAUUGGAGUACCUCAUCCAGAAUUUGGAGAAGUUCCAAGAGCCUUCGUUGUCAAGAAUGAUCCUAAUCUCACCGCUGCUGAGGUGGACCGAUACAUCCUAGGUAAGACAAUUUCCAAUAUAUCAAAUUAUUGUCUGCAGAAAAAUGUGCUCCUUACAAACGACUUCUCGGAGGUGUUUUCUUUGUCGAUGAGAUUCCGAAAAGCCCUUCCGGGAAGAUUCUCCGACGUCAAUUGAGAGAUACCAAGAGUAAACUAUAA
Bursaphelenchus xylophilus (pine wood nematode) is the source of this 1940-nucleotide messenger RNA. NCBI's taxonomy places the organism in Eukaryota, Metazoa, Nematoda, Chromadorea, Rhabditida, Aphelenchoididae. The record is from the annotation of a GenBank genome assembly.